Messenger RNA from Seminavis robusta, 444 nucleotides. Lineage: Eukaryota; Bacillariophyta; Bacillariophyceae; Naviculales; Naviculaceae. The record is from the annotation of a GenBank genome assembly.
AUGUCGCAUGCAGCCGAUCUUUGGGAACUGUCGUUGACUAGUACAGACGAGAAGGACGGUGUUGACCGCGAACGCUACAACGGGAAUGAUAACCAUCUAGUCCACAACCUAUACCGCGAGACAGUGCAACACUACGUGGUCCGAUUGCGGCAACACAGCGGCGCCUGUCUGUGGCUGUCCUUGUCCAGUGCUGCCAUGGCCAUGGAAGCCUACAAGGACUGGCAGCAAUACUCUACAUCAUCUACCAGUAGUAGAAAGUCGACGUGGAAAGAAUUGUCAUUAGCCCUGUGGCAAAGUCAACGGCCUCUCCCUUUUUUCCUGCGACCAUCUGUUGCUUUGACGAGUGCUGGGGCGCUUGCCUUGGUGUUUCAGCUGUACGGAGGAUUCGUUUUUUGGCAACCGGAAGCACCAAUGUACUAUCAAACGGGCAAUACGAGAGGCUAA